Chlamydomonas reinhardtii is the source of this 2267-nucleotide messenger RNA. RefSeq lists its product as uncharacterized. The record is from RefSeq and is a predicted model, not a curated record. The transcript has 7 exons. The coding region runs from base 233 to 1831 and encodes 532 amino acids. Gene Ontology annotation, biological process: mRNA catabolic process; negative regulation of translation. NCBI's taxonomy places the organism in Eukaryota, Viridiplantae, Chlorophyta, Chlorophyceae, Chlamydomonadales, Chlamydomonadaceae. Gene Ontology annotation, cellular component: CCR4-NOT complex.
GUUUUAGAGAGGUGCUUACCAUAGAGAACUGUAAAAACCAGGGAAACUGCACGCCGGGUUGCACGAGACUUGCAGGCAGCGCCGCUGGGCCGCCUGACGCUUAUCAAACUCGCAAGUUAUUUUACAAGCAACAUCACAUUAACCAUAAGGCUCUCAGCCAUAUUAUUCCGUGCCCAAGUCGCUGUGGUCGCGAGAGCUAGGGGCGAAUGUGCCCGCUUGGCCCCCUUAAACCAUGCUGAGAGCGUCUGAGACGCCGAUAUUACUUUCUCUGCUGCUCUCGAGCGAGGGAAAGACUUUUCAGGCGGUGCAAACCGAGUUCGAGAAGGCAUUUCCGGACCGGUUCAGCGCGUGCUGCACCACUGUUUUGCUGCUUGAGGACCCAACUGUACUGCGGAUACCCCAGCGCCUGAGCGCCUGGUUCCUUCUGUCUCUUUGCGACUCGGGUGUGGACAGUGCCUCGCCUUUCCUGCCGUGCCUGGCCAAGGCUGCUGGCAGCGCUGUCGCUUCGGCGGUUGAGCGGAACUUCCUCCUGCAGCUGCUGCUUGGCCCGCUACCAGAGGAGGUGUUGGCGAGCAGCCCGCAGCGGUAUGCCGGGUGCUGCGACUUCCGGCUCCUGCGCACUGUUGACGUCGCAGCGUUACAGCAGCGCGUCCUAGCCAGGCUUCCAGGACAGGGGAGCGCGACAGCACCCCAGGCGCCAGGUGCCGCCCAGGGGCCAAGUAGCUCAGCUGCUGGGACAGGUGGCGCCGUCACAGCGCCACACCCAGCCGGCGAUGGGGCAGUAGCCCCGCCGCUGCCCGCUGCGGCGGCGGCGCAGCAGCUGUUGCUGGGCAUCCGCGGUGAUGGCGGCGCCAGCGCCAGUGGCAGCGGCAGGAGCGGGGGACAGCGCGGUGUGGAGUCGAUAUGGGAGCGGCCGGUGCCGGCGGUGCUGACGCCGCUGCCUUCCGAGCUCAAGUGGCUCAACCCGGACCUGCACGGGGAGCUGCUGUGGGAUUCAGACCUUGGGGAAAGCGCGGCCGCCAGCACUAGCAGCGCCGGCGCAACUGGCGCCCUCGCCGGCCUUGGCGGGCAUGCCCACGGCCACGGCCAUGGCGCCCACUCGGGCUUGACCGCACGGUCGGGCGGCACAGGCACAGCGGCAGGCGCAGGGGCGGCGGGAGCGGGGGCAGGCGCGGGCGGCGGCGGCGGCGGCGGCGCGGCCAGCCUGGCGCUGACGCGCGACCUGCUGGCCGCCGCCCUGCGCGGGCCGCUGCUGCCGGCGCAGCAGGCGGCCCUGCUUGCGGAGCUGGACGCUGACCCCCGCGCCGUGCUGCGCGUGGGGCUCACGCCGCGGCACCUGCCCAGCCUGGUGGAGAACGCGCCGGUGGUGGCGACAGAGGCGCUGCUGCGGCUGAUGCGCUGGCCGGAGCGGGCGGGCGAGUUCCUCGCGGUGCUGGCGCGCAGCGGGUCGGAGAUGAGCCUGCACAGCCUGGAGGUGGUGAACCGGCUCACGGCGGCAGGCGCGGUGCCCACCGAGUUCGUGCACCUGUACAUCACCAACUGCAUCAACUCGUGCGAGAGCACGCAGGACAAGUACGUCCAGAACCGGCUGGUGCGACUGGUGUGCGUGUUCCUGCAGUCGCUGAUCCGCAACAAGGUCAUCAACAUCCACGACCUCCUGCACGAGGUGCAGGCCUUCUGCAUCAACUUCUCUCGCAUCCGGGAGGCGGCUAAGCUGUUCCGGCUGCUGAAGCAGAUUGAGUCGGGCAUGCGCGGCGUGGACGGCAGCACAGCGCUGGGCGGCGGGGACGAGCACUUGGAUGGUGCGGGCGAUGCCGUCGGCGGGGACUGAAGGCCGCGGGGCUGACAGGUCAUCAUCUAGGCGGGUGAUAGCAGCGGCCACAGCGAUGAGCGCGCGGCCCACUCGGCCCAUACAGAGGCAGGCGGAAACGGCGAUGGAGUGGCAGGGCGCCCUAUGGAGCGGUUUAUAAGACGUACAGACGUUUCGUUGCCCCUCCUAGGCAUGACUUCUGGUUAACUAGAUAGCGGCUUGGAUGGUGAGUAGGACUAGGGAGUGAUUGGUACUGCGUAUGGGCUGUCGUGAGGGCGCGUGUGACUGACGGAUGGGCUCGGCACGCAGCUGCAGUGGCGCGGGAACCAUGCCGUGGCGUGGUCCGGGGCCCAGUUUGUCAGGGGGCCGAGCGGGGCCCAGCGCUUUUGCUGGAGGCGACCGCUGAAGCCUUCGUCACGACGGCCAUGGACUUCAUUUGCCGCUAACCAUGAUGGUU